AUGGCGGGGGAGGACUUCGAGUGGAGCUUCCUGGACGGGCCUUGCGCUUGGGAGCCGGUGCCCAACUCCACCCAGAUGAACCUCGCCGAGCGCACAGCCAUCGAGAAGGCCCUGGCGAAAGGGAAACCCUUCGUGCAGUGGUAUUCGCAUCCCAAACCCACCGGUGAGGCCAGGGCGGGCGGAGCGCCACACGCCAUGAGCUUCGAGAAUGUGGUUUACGAGAAUGUGGAGGAGAGGUUCGAGCGCUUUUCAGAUGCUUUUCGCCAGGAAGGCAUCAAGUUCCUCCAGACGGCUCUCGCCGGUCUGGAUCCCGACAUCGUGCUGUGCUACUCUCAAUCUGGCACGAUGCUGGCCAUGUACAUGGACGUCAUGCGAAAGGACCGGCUCGUGUCCACGCCAGUGCCUUGGCGCUUGGGUGUCUUUUUCUGCGGCGCCAUGAUCGAUGAUCCACGCUACCAGCUCAGAGAGCCAUUGCCAUUGCCGGCCGUGUAUAUCCAUGGUGGGGACGCAGACCCCUGGGGUCGACACGGGGAGAAGAUGCUGCCAAAGAUGUACAAAGACUGGCGCAUGCUGCUCAGAUUCAUUUUGGAAUCGUUCCGUUCCCCACAUCAUGCCCGUUCUGGCCAUGGAUGUUUGAAUUUUGAAACCUGCUGGUCAACAUCGAUCUAA
Molecule: messenger RNA, 669 nt
Organism: Durusdinium trenchii
Lineage: Eukaryota; Dinophyceae; Suessiales; Symbiodiniaceae
Source: the annotation of a GenBank genome assembly